Messenger RNA from Camellia sinensis, 1985 nucleotides. Lineage: Eukaryota; Viridiplantae; Streptophyta; Magnoliopsida; Ericales; Theaceae. The record is from RefSeq and is a predicted model, not a curated record.
UCCUGCAGUAGAUAAAGCAAGGUAUAGAUCAAGAAAGGGUGAAAUUGCGACUAAUGUCUUGGGUGUUUGCUCCCAUGACAUGCAGUUCAUAUAUGUCUUACCUGGAUGGGAAGGUUCCGCUUCAGAUUCUAGAGUACUUAGAGAUGCCAUAAGUAGACCAAAUGGGUUGAGAGUGCCAACGGGUUCCUACUAUCUAGUUGAUGCGGGCUAUACUAAUGGGGAGGGCUUUUUAGCACCUUAUAGAGGACAACGUUACCACUUGUCCACUUGGAGGGAAGGGGGUGCCCCAACUAAUGCAGAGGAGUUCUUCAAUAUGAAGCACUCCGCGGCUCGUAACAUAAUAGAGAGAUGUUUUGGUCUUCUGAAGCUUAGAUGGGCAAUAUUGAGAACAUAUUCCUAUUUUCCAAUCAAGACCCAAUGUCGAAUUAUCACAGCUUGUUGUCUUCUACACAAUCUCAUCAAACGUGAGAUGCCUAUGGAUCCAUUGGAGGUAGACUUAGAUGACACAUUGCCAAAUAAUCAAGAAACAGGGGACAAGUACAUUGAUACAAUUGAGGGAUCUGACCAAUGGAGUAAUUGGAGGGACACUCUAGCUAACCAAAUGUAUAAUGAGUGGUUAGCUAAUAGGAUGUAAAAUUAAGUACUAUUUUCAUUGGAUGUAAUGUUUUUUAAUACUUAUGUUGUGUAGUGAGUUGGAGACUUGUAACUUAAUAGGAUGAUGUAGACAUGUAACUUAUUUUAUGUUUCAGUUAUUUGUUGAAGACAUAACUUAAUAGGAGUGUUUGUUUGGUUGUCUUAAUAAAAUUAUUGUUCUGUUAAAAAUGGUUGCAUGUUAGGUAUGGAUGACACAACUGCUACUAGUGGAUGUCGAAAAAAGGGUAAGGGAAAGGGAACUGCUUCCUCAUCAAGAGGUCGUAGAGUGUAGACUCCGAAAAAGUGUGAUGUGUUGAUCCGAGCCAUGAGGGAUCUGUUCAAUGAAAAAUGGAAAGCUGACAAUGGUCAGUUUAGGUGUGGAUUUUACUCUGAAUUGGAGAAGCUUAUCAUAUUGGCUUUUCCUGGAACUGAUCUUCGUGCAUCCCCUCAUAUCGAGUCAAAGAUCAAAUUUUGGAGAAGACAAUACAAUUUGCUUACUGACAUGCUUCGCUUGAGUGGCUUUGGGUGGGAUGACUCUGAGAAGAUGAUUUUGGUCGACAGUGACGAAGUUUGGCAAAACUAUGUCAAGAGGGAGCCAGAUGCCAAGGGCAUGAGAAAUGUACCUUUUAUUUACUACGAGGACUGGGUAAUUCUCUUUGGCAAGGAUAGAGCCACUGGAGUCUUGGCUGAAGGACCUGCUGACAUGGUUGAUGCCUUAGAAAAAGAGGACCAAACUACUGAGGAGUGUUACACUCCAAUUGUUGAUCUGCCUGAUUGUUCCUUAUCAGCAUCUGGGACUCCAUGCAACCAAGGUGGCUCAGGCACAACUUCUAAGAAAAGAGCUAGGGAAGCUGAAGGUAUUGCAAAGGGUCUUGUUGAUAUGGCUGUUGAGUUUGGUUCCUUCUUCAAGAAAACCAACACUACCCUGGAAGAAAUUGCUCAUAGGAUUGGGUAUGCCCAAGACUUGUCUCAAGCUAGGAAGCUGGUUAAUGGGGAACUAGCCAAGUUGCGACUGAACACGAAUGACAGGUUGAGAGCAGCUACCCUUAUUGUGAAGGAUGCUGAAAGGGUUGAUUUGUUCUUUAGCUUGCCUGAAGAAGAAAAAAUGGAAUGGGUAUGUUUGUUGUUGGCUGGGUGUGUUUAAGUGUGUUUGCUGUAGGCUAAUGACAUAUAUCUAUCUAUAUAUUAUAAUAUUAGUAUUGCUAUUCCUCCUCAGGCACAUGUGUAGUGCCUAUUUUGCAUAGUUAUUAGGAGGAUUAGAAAUAUUUUGACAGACUAACUGGUUUACAUCCCCUAGAAAUGGCUUUUGUACCUAGUUUCAAUCUAAUUGUUGGGGUUGUAAGUAAGCUGAA